Fonsecaea nubica is the source of this 1017-nucleotide messenger RNA. RefSeq lists its product as hypothetical. The transcript has 7 exons. Bases 1 to 1017 code for a protein of 338 amino acids. The record is from RefSeq and is a predicted model, not a curated record. NCBI's taxonomy places the organism in Eukaryota, Fungi, Ascomycota, Eurotiomycetes, Chaetothyriales, Herpotrichiellaceae.
AUGGCGGUCCCUGCUCUGUUGAUCGAAGCAAGAUGCGAGUACUGCGUCAGCAUCUUCAUCCUUCUGCUGAGGUGGUUUGUCAGAUUCAAGCUUCGACAGUGGUAUUGGGAUGACCUCUUCGCGGUCGGGGUGGCAAUCACCUUGAGCUCGCUGCUCGCUGCGCUGGAGCUGCUGAGUCAGAAGGGGGCUCCGGCAGGGCUGACAGCAGAAGCCCGACAGCAACUACCUUCAGAGUUGGUUGUACAACUCGAAAGUGGCGCCAAGUUGAUGUAUGCUGCAUUUUACCUUUACGCGGCUGCGAUAUGGUGCUUGAAGGGCUGUAUGGUCGUCUUCUAUUUGCGCUUGACGGAUGGCUUGCGGCUUAAGAGAUUCAUCUGGGGCGUCGCCGCCUUGUCUAUUGCCUUCUUCUUCGCCGCCAUAAUCACCUUGCUGGCCCAUUGUAUACCCAUCAGCCACAACUGGCAAGUUCUUCCUGACCCGGGCGCGGAAUGCUCCGACGGAUAUAACAUCAAUAUUGUCGUCGCUUCUGGCAACUUUACGACUGACUUCCUUUUGCUUCUGACGCCGGUAAUGAUGCUUCGGAAAGUCCAAAUUCCCCUCUGGAGAAAGAUCAGAAUUGGCUUCCUACUCAGCUUGGGUGGGGUUGUGAUGGCCUUCACUCUCCUACGGUGCAUCCUCACCAUCUAUUCGCCCAGGACCAUCAAUCAAAGCUCCAUCUGGGCUAUGCGUGAGCUGCUGGUCGCCGUUUUUGCCGUCAACGCCCCUAUUCUGAAUUCCCUUUUCAGGCGCAACACCUGGACCGGUAGCUUUCCAUCGAGUAGCAAGAAUACAAAAAGCUCGCAGAUGCUGGGAAGCGGCGUGGACGAGCCAAGAGACCGUGGUUCUUCUAGAGACAUCUACAAAAUGACCGAUAUCGAGGUCAAGGAUUCCGGGAGCGACAAAGACCUCAUCCAAGAUGAGUACCGGCAUGGUCGAGCGCAGGUUUGGGCAGGACCCAACAAGAAUAUGAGAUACUAA